Molecule: messenger RNA, 1813 nt
Organism: Folsomia candida
Lineage: Eukaryota; Metazoa; Arthropoda; Collembola; Entomobryomorpha; Isotomidae
Exons: 5
Coding region: 181-1737 (518 amino acids)
Source: RefSeq, a predicted model, not a curated record
AAUCUAAAAUAAUUAAUAAGUCCUUUUAUAAUUAAUAAGAACAUGUCAUCCUGCCCCAAUCCAUGUAGGAGAGAAAGUCAAGCCCGUUUCGUUGUCGUUUGAAGUUUGUCAGUCAGUCGGCCGGUUUCUCUCCCCCCAGUGCAUAAUAAUAAUAUUUUUGUGAUAAAAAAAGACUGAACGAUGGAUAAGUCUACAUAUAAGGAUCAGGAAAAUCCUGCCCCUGUAAAACGCGUCAGGAUAUUAGUCGAUAUUCCCGUGUCAACCGCGCCAUUCAAUUCAAUGACCUGGACCAAUUCUCAAGGGGAACAAGUGGAAUUAAAUGUGUUGCAAAUGGAGGAUGAGUCGUUACCAACUCCAUCAACCUCGUCAACUCAAAAGAUAAAGUUGGACUCUAUCCUCCGAGCCGUGCUGUUCGGGAUGAUGGAAAAUAGUGGAUAUACGGGGGGGAUGUCAGAUUUCUGGGGAAGCGAUGAGCAAAAGAAUCUCACUAACGGCUGGGCGACCCACGUUAAGAAAUCCAAAACAGACACGGAGAAAUUCACCCCCAUCCAAAUAUUUUACAAGGAGAUUAAGGUGGCGAUGCAAGUUGUAGAUGGUCUGUUGCGAGUGGUCAAGAUGGAGAAAGUUGGACACGAGUGGAAGUUCAAUGGGUGGGCAGGACGCAACCAAAAAUGCAGUUUGUCAGCAUGCAUUUCUAAAUGUUCGGUUGGCAAGUUUUGCGACGCCCAUGCCCCCAGACAAAGCCUGUUAAUUCAGGACAUGAGAGCUACUCCCCCUAUCCUGGCGUUAUUAAAUCCUUCCGCCACAACCACCCCUUACACUGAUAGUAAGAUCCGACAGAAGUUGGAUGAAUGCGGGAUUAAGAAAAUAAGAGGAGGAAAAGAAAUUGAAGGGGGGACGGAAAUACAUGAUCUAAACAUCCAGCUCUAUGACUAUGUUGUAAAGAAGAGAACCGACAGGGAGGAGACUUUUUUCCAAAUAAUUGGACGCUGGUCGUUUCAGGACGACAACAACAAAGUCCAGAAUUCAGUAUUUUUGGGUGUGUCAUUGUUGGUGAUGCUAAAGGGAGGUGCUUCUCUACUCAACUCGAAAAUACUAUUUCGUGCUGCUGACCUCGCCUGGGUCAAGUCAUUUUUAAACGAAAAUUGGGUCACAUUCAACAAAGGAGAAGAACUUGCCGAUGGAUCGACUAAUCCUCCAGGUGUAUCAGGAGAAAUCAAUCGUUCUCUCCCAUAUGUCUACCUUGGACGUAACGAUGAAGCAGAAUUUUACGUUGGGGUGCAAAACCAAAUUUCCUUAAAGUGCUCUGGGACUAAAUCUCCAUACCAUUACAAGUUGAAGGAGGAAACGGGGAUGGACCGCUUUGAAGAGGAUGAAGACAUGCCAAUUUUUCAAAGUCCCAUUCCAACGUUGCUGCAACAUACAAAGAGUGUCACAAAAAGGAGUAAAUUUAGCCCAGAAGAAGAAGAUGAAUUUCUCAAAAUGGAAAAUGCUGCCAAUAACUAUGAAACACUUGCCCACUCUGCUAUAAAGAUAGGAGAAAUGGUUGGCCAGACCUAUAAGGGUGCUCUAGUGAAGGGAACUCAUAAACAAAUGACUCAUAUUGAUGGUGCUAUUAAUAUUGAUGAUCUCAAAUGUAUUUAUGCUUUUUUGUUUGAAACCAAUCUGGUCAUUAGUGAGGGUAGUCAGUUGGAGAAAGGUCAGGAUCAGAAAGUUGUUAUGAAUUUUGUUGUUUAAUUGUUUUAUCGUAUGUCGCAUACUCGUACUUUCUCAGAUGAAUUAAUAAAAUGAUAUACAUGUAGAAAGAUCAAAA